This is a messenger RNA of Ilex paraguariensis (yerba mate), 857 nucleotides long. The record is from the annotation of a GenBank genome assembly. NCBI's taxonomy places the organism in Eukaryota, Viridiplantae, Streptophyta, Magnoliopsida, Aquifoliales, Aquifoliaceae.
GUAAAAAUAGACAACCAACCAAAUAUCACCAUGGAGCCACCUUCUUGUUGAUCUCUGCAGGUGAAUCUGCACUGGGACAACCUUAAACUCUCUCUCUCUACCAAUACUUGCAUUCUGUUGAAGGCUUCAACGACUCCCUUCAAAGUUACUUCUCCAGUUCAGCUUUUCCCUAUUUAUACAUAUAUUACGCAGACACACACACAGCGAGAGAGAGAGAGAGAAAGAGAGAUUUAUUGGGAAGAGAGAAGAGCGGAGAACCUAGAGGGGAGAGCGAGAAAAUGAGGGCCAAUGGAGAUCUGGAGAACAGAGGAGGAACAAAGAGCAGAGACAACACGUACCCACCAACAUAUUACUCUUCUUCUUAUGCAGAGUCAACAGAGACUCAAUGGACUUCAUGGUUGGUCCCAGUGAUUGCGGUGGCUAAUGUUGCUAUGUUUUUUGUGAUUAUGUACGUCAACAAUUGCCCCAAGAACAUUUUUGGGCGCGAAGGGGACUGUGUGGCUAGGUUUCUUGGAAGACUUUCUAUUGAGCCUACUAAGGAGAAUCCUCUCUUUGGCCCCUCUUCUUCGACGCAUUACAAUGUUCUAUAGGAGUUUGUCCUGUGGGUUGGAAAAUAUAAUUGUAUGGGGUGGUUCAUCCUUUUAUCAGUUUAUUUCGUUUUUCGCAGCACUCUUCAAUAUUAGGAUCAUCUGUUCUAGAAAUAUGGGUCUACUCAUACCACUGGGCAAGCGAUGGGAAUGGUUCCUCAAUUUCAUAUGAUAUCGUGUUUUCUUGUUUUGCUGUUGUGAACACAAUUUAUGUUUCCACAUCUUUUACUGUGUGGAAGUUACAUGGCAAUUUCUUUCAGUACAUAUGAG